Molecule: messenger RNA, 4126 nt
Organism: Harpegnathos saltator (Jerdon's jumping ant)
Lineage: Eukaryota; Metazoa; Arthropoda; Insecta; Hymenoptera; Formicidae
Exons: 2
Coding region: 2072-3130 (352 amino acids)
Source: RefSeq, a predicted model, not a curated record
CUUCUAUCUCAUCUUCAUCUUCAGAAACAGAAGAAACACCAACUUUUACGAAUAUUCCUCCGACAAAUGUGUUUUCCAAAGCAACAAAUAAUUUUUUCGAGACUCCUGGACCACAUCAAAAAUUAUUGACGAUAUCGAAAAGGAGUGGAUGAAUCAUAAAAAUAGCGUGUCAACACAACCAUCUUCAUCAACCAAAAAAUUUGCGCUUGAAAAAUUACCGGGACGUAACUUACGACAAUGUACGGUGUGUAGCAACAGAAGGAGCGGGAUCAAGCGAUCCCGCCUUAUUUGCGCUUGUUGUAAAAAAGGCCUUCACGCUAUUUGUGCGGCAAAACAUAGUUGUUAUACAUAAAUUUUUCAUGUAAGAGUCAGUGAUCUUCCCCUAAUCAAAAUGAUCCUUUACGUGCUGAUCAUAAGAGAAGAUCAAUAAACUUUAAGUUAUCUUUUUAUAAAUUUUAAUUUUCAAAGAAAAAAACAAUUUAAUGUUUAUUUUUUCUUAUUCACAAUCACAAUUAAUAUUGUUUCUUUAUAAUACGAAAAGAAUUAUUAAAAUUGAUUGAUAUUUGUCUAAAUGAGAGUGUUUUAUUUGACAACAUCAAGUCAAAAUAUGUCCCGCAGUUUUCGUGCGUUCUUGCAAGAAUUGCUUAGCAGUCAAACGGUUAAAUAAUUGUGUAUGCAUAUUCACGUGUAUUCUCUGUACAGCAAACGAUGUUUAGAUAUCAUCUCGGUAGCUUUCGUAAACAGAUUAUUUGUUCAGGAAUUCUUCGUUCACCUUGCUCAUGUGACAGUUGAACUCAGAAAGAAUAAUACUACGAAUAAUACUACAUGCCAAACAGCGUUAAAUGCAUAGCCACACCAACUAUAUGACAUCCAAUCAAAAUGCACCUUUGUAGAUUGAUUGUACUACGUAAGUCAUCUCGUUGUUUUGUUUAAGAAUUAAUACGUUGCGAUGCAAAUACUCCUUAUCUUUCUUUUCAUUCCACGUAAAAAACAAACAGUGCAAAAUAUUCGAUAUAUCAGAAAUAGUCUCUGAAAUCUUCCUUCCUUGGCUGCAUUCCGAUAUUCACUAUCAGCACUGAAAUUCUAUAGUAUAAGUGACAUAAACUAUGACUACGUUUACACAGCCUAAUUUACGCUAAAGUUAUAACAUCGAUGUUAUAACUACUGACGUUACAUGCCGUGUAAACACUCCUUUACGACGAAGUUAUUACAUUGAUGUAGUAUAUUACUACAUAGAUGUAGAGAUAUUAAUUUAGAAGACCAUACGUCUCUUUCUUCUUCUUCGUCGUGUAUUUCUGAGAUUAACGAUACAUUUCCGUUAUCUCUAUCUGUUUCCAACGAUUUACCUUUCAAUGAACGCUUAGCAUCUUGUUUCGUUGAUAAUAAUCUUACUCAUGUUCAAUGUAAUAGUAUAUUGGCUCUUUUUCGAACGCACUCCUGUUUUUCUACAUUGCCAAAAGAUGUUAAAACGCUCCUUAAUACAUCACGAAAUCAUAUUGUAAUAUCAAAAGUAGAACCGGAGGAAUAUAUCCAUUUUGAUGUCGAAAAUAAAAUUAUUGAAUGUCUUUCAAAUAUUUCAUUGCAAUCGGUUAAAGAGUUAGAAAUAGAUUUCAAUACAGACGGAUGUAAUUUGGAUAAAUCAAGUACUAAUCAUAUAUGGCCUAUAAUUCAAUGUAGAAUUAUAAAUGUAGAAAAUACAAAACCAAUAGUAGUGGGGAUCUACAAGGGUAUCCAAAAGCCAAAUAAUCACAAUGCAUUUUUUGAAAAAUUUGUCGCAGACAUUACAGCAAUAGUAUCAAAUAGGGGAAUUACUUUUCAUAAUCGUAAAGUUCAGAUAUGUUUAAGAUGUUUUAUAGUUGAUGCUCCAGCACGAGCAUUCAUUUUAAAUCACUGUAGCCAUGCAUCUAGUAAACCUUGUUCAAAAUGUAAGAUUUCUGGUGUAUAUACGGAAGGUCGUUUUGUAUUUAAUAACAUUCAGCAUUCCCUUCGAACUGACGACGAAUAUAUAAGACGUUUGGAUGAAGAUCACCAUAGAGAGGGUGAAAGCCCAUUAUCAUUGUUACCAAUUAGCAUGGUUUCUCAAGUUCCUUUCGAGCAUAUGCAUCUUGUAUGUUUGGGCGUAAUGAAGAAACUUUUAACUGCAUGGGUGUAUGGAAAAUAUUCACGGUUAUCGAAAUUGUCGGGAAGAUAUCUUUCUGUAAUAAAUACAAGGUUAAAUAUUCUUAGAAAAUAUUGUCCCUCGGACUUUGCACGACAUCCUAGGCUUCUCGAUAUAUGUUCCAAGUUUAAAGCGACAGAAUUUCGUCAAUUCUUGCUUUACACAGGACCAGUUGUAAUGUAUGGUUUAUUAAAUGAAGACGUGUAUAAACAUUUCUUAUUUUUACAUGCUGCUAUUAGAGUCCUGGUCUCGAAAUCACCAUUGAGGCAACAUCUCAGUUUUGCAGAAAUCGCGUUGCAAAAAUUUGUCCUUCGUUGUGCAAAUUUGUAUGGUCCAACUUUUGCUACUUACAAUGUACAUGGCCUUCUUCAUCUCGCUGAUGAUGUCAGACGUUUCGGUAAUUUAGAUUCAUUUUCUGCUUUUGCAUAUGAAAAUAACAUGUACAUUUUUAGAAAAUAUUGCAGAAAACCGGGCUUACCUUUGCAACAGUUUUUCAACAGAAUGACAGAACAGCAGAUUCACGGAACAAAUAACACAUGUAAUAAUGCAUCAUCUAUUCGUACAUCUAUAUUGCGUAAUAAUGAUACCAAUUGUCCACAGUAUCGUAAGAUUAAUUUUAAUAAUAUAUUGCUAAGUAUAGACACAUACGACAAUUGUUGUAUAUUACAUGAUGGAUCCAUAUGCAUUGUCACUGAAAUUUCCAGAGAAAGUAACUCUUUUCGUUUGGCUGUAAACAGAUUUUUGAGUGUUGCUGACUUUUACGAUGUUGGUAUGGCAUCUUCGUGUUUUCAGGUAUACAAGUGCGCCACAUUGAGCAGCGAAAGAUUUUACGUAUCCUUAAACGAAGUUCAUGCAAAAUGUUAUAGAAUGCCUUUUUGGGAACGUCUAACCAUGGACGAUAGCAAUAGUGAUGAAGACGAUUAUUUGCAAACAAAAUACAUUGUCGCUGUUCUAAUACAUAGUGAUAUGUAACAUGUGUUUAUUGCAGUAUUGUGACUAACAUUUACAAGAUGUUUGCGAUGCGAUAUAUUUGCUUAGUAUCUCUUAGCUUAGGGUACGUAUUAACAUACUGUUUUUUGUUAUUAUUCCAUGUCUUUCAAGGAAUAGCUAAUAUUUGCGAUUGGGUAAUGUCAUAUGCACUAAUAUGUUGCAAUAUUAUGAUUCUGCUAUCAUUUUUAUUUGUGCUGCUUUAUAUCCGUUGCUCAGAAAUGUUCUCGAAAGCAAUGUCGUUUUGCGGCUGAAAUUUCUUUUUUCGCAUAAUUCAUACACCUAUGUUUUGCUUUCCGAUAUCUUGUGAAAAGUAAUUUUGUAUCCUCGUGUACAGAUAUUGUGUGUGUGAAUAAUAUCUGUUUUACCUAUUCAUGUAUUCAUAUUCUUAACCUCUUUUUCGCGACAAGUGUCAACAGCAAAUGUAAAAAAGUCCUUUGAGAAGGACAUAUAUAACCACCACUUUCUAAAUAAAAGGACAAUGAUGGAAGAACGACCAAAGCGUAUAAUUACAAAGCCAACAAGCUACCAGACAUCAUCAGACGAGGUUCCUCCAGUAUGCAAACGGGCUGCACCUGUGCCAAACACCACGGCAGGAAGCAUCGAAGAGGACAUCAGAGAUAUACGGGCCACCCUGGACAAGAAUGCAAACAACGAUAUACAUUUAUUUACUAAUACUACACAAAACAUAUCGCGCACACACACACAUAUAAUCCCACACACAUUACUCCCACAGCAUCUGUCCACCCAGCACAAGACACAUCGAUUCAUACUUCUCGCACUACAUGUACACCUCACGAAAGUGAACACCUGUACUACACUAAUGAUACAUAUACUGAGUUGCAGGGUACUUCGCGCCCAUGGACAACGCAGGGCCACACGCAGCAUCAGUUCCAUCAGGAGCGUCUAUCUUACGAGCAGUACGAAGAGCGGCUACCUUAUGGCCAACAUGCACGAAUAACACAGAAGGCGGACAAUCGG